GUGGUACAACAACAAACGCAUUAUCUCCCUCAAUGCUUGGAUAGUUCUCCUUCUGAUCACCUCUUCAACUAACGGUUAUGAUGGUAGCAUGAUGAAUGGUCUCCAGUCUCUGCAGCAAUAGCAGGAUGACUUUAACCACCCGUCAAAUGGGAAGACUGGGCCUUCUCAAUGUCAUCCAGAAUAUUGGCGCAUUGGCAGGCUAUCCUUUCGCCCCUUACCUCUCUGAUGGUCUCGGGCGCCGUAAGACGGUUUUCCUUGGCGCAACCAUCAUGCUUGUUGCCACAGUGUUGCAAACCGCUUCUCAGUCAGUUGGCAUGUUUAUCGGCGCUCGGUUCUUGAUUGGCUUUGGUUUGACCUUUGCUGCUAAUGCUGCGCCUAUGCUUGUCACCGAACUGGCGUAUCCAGAGUACCGAGCUCCUCUGACAUCAUUGUAUAACUCCCUUUGGUACUCCGGCGCCAUUGUCGCAGCUUGGGCUACAUAUGGGACAUUCAGGAUCAGCAAUACGUGGGCAUGGCGCUUGCCAUCCUUGCUGCAGGGAGUACCUGCGGCUUUGCAGUUUUCAUUGGUCCUCUUCUGCCCAGAGUCUCCUCGUUGGUUAGUUAGCAAGGGUAGAGAUGCCGAGGCACUCCGUACCUUGGCUUACUACCAUGCCGACGGUGACGAACAAGAUCCCCUCAUUCAGCACGAAUUCCGUGAAAUUAAGGCUGCCAUCGAAUUUGAUCGUAGCGUUGCUGCCAACGUCGGUUGGAGGUCUCUCAUUGUCACCCGGGGAAAUCUUAAGCGCAUGCGAAUCAUUAUCGCUCUCGCUUUCUUUUCAACGUGGUCUGGGAACGGUCUCAUUUCGUACUACCUGAACGAGGUCUUCACUCAAAUUGGCAUCACAGGCUCUAGCACUCAGUUGCUCAUCAACGGUGUCCUGCAAAUUUGGAAUCUGUUCUGGGCUGUCCUUGCUGCCUUCAUCUCGGGCGUCGAUUCCUUUUCUUGUCCUCUGCCGCUUUGAUGACCUUGUUCUACACCGCGCAAGCCAUUUGCUUCGUGGACUAUACCAAGCACAGAGUGGCCGCCGCCGGCCAUGCCGUUGUUGGCUUUGUCUUCCUG
Messenger RNA from Pisolithus orientalis, 1099 nucleotides. RefSeq names its product general substrate transporter. NCBI's taxonomy places the organism in Eukaryota, Fungi, Basidiomycota, Agaricomycetes, Boletales, Pisolithaceae. Gene Ontology annotation, biological process: transmembrane transport; carbohydrate transport. Bases 96 to 1001 code for a protein of 301 amino acids. The record is from RefSeq and is a predicted model, not a curated record. Gene Ontology annotation, cellular component: membrane. Gene Ontology annotation, molecular function: carbohydrate:proton symporter activity. The transcript is spliced from 8 exons.